CGAGCCCCGUCCACCCCACCCCUGGCCACCCUCUGUCCCUGACCAGUGCCCUGAAUCUGCCCCCAUGGAGAAGGGGUUCCAUAGCCCCUGCCCCCGCGGCCCUCGGGUCUGCCUCCUGCUCCUGCCUGUUUUCUCUCUCUCUCUGUCUCUCUCCCUCGAUGUGCCUGUCUCUGCCUCCCGUUUCACCUUCUCUUUCUGUGUCUGUGUCCGUGUGUCCAUCCAAUUCUGCCUCAGACAUCGUGUUCUUCGGUGAGAACCUCCCGGCGAGGUUCUUCUCCUGCAUGCAGUCAGACUUCCUGAAGGUGGACCUUCUCCUCAUCAUGGGCACCUCGCUGCAGGUGCAGCCCUUUGCAUCCCUCAUCGGCAAGGCACCCCUGUCUACCCCGCGCCUGCUCAUCAACAAGGAGAAGACCGGGCAGACUGACCCUUUCCUGGGGAUGAUGAUGGGCCUGGGAGGAGGCAUGGACUUCGACUCCAAGAAGGCCUAUCGGGACGUGGCCUGGCUGGGUGACUGUGACCGGGGCUGCCUGGCCCUUGCUGACCUCCUUGGAUGGAAGGAGGAGCUGGAGGACCUCGUCCGGAAGGAGCAUGCCCGCAUAGAUGCCCAGCAGGCGGGGUCGGGGAGCCCUAACCCCAACCCUUCAACUUCGCCCAGGAAGUCCCCACCUCCUGCCAAGGAGGAGGCCAGAACCCCGGAGGGAGAGAAACCCCAGUGACAGCCACGCCCCCCGGGGAAGGAUGCCCAGCAAAUCCGGGACAGCAGAGCCCCAGCCAGCCCUGGCCCCCUCUAACUUGCAGCUCUCAUCUGGGGAGCUCAGAACCUCGUCCCAGUCUCUUAACCACUUCCUCUCAAAACUGGGUUCCCAGCCCCCUGACCCUGGCAGAUCUCUAACACCUCCCAGGGGCCGAGGCCUGGGCAGCCCGGCUGUAACAGCCCGCGGUCUCUAACCACCCGCAGGGCCGAGGGUCAACCUCCCCUCAUCUCUAACUGCUCCCCGGGCCAGGGCCGCCUCUAAACUCCUAACUAUUCCGCCCCGGGCCCCAGGGCUCCCAGGGCUCCCAGGGCUCCCCCUGCCCUCCACUGCUCCUCGGGGCCUGUGGCCAAGCAGGGCCAGUCCAACCUACCCUGGGCGGGCCCCUCAAACAUCACUCCCACUCAGUGGGGGGAGCUGAGCCUGAAGGCCUCCCUGGUCUGUGUCUCCGACGCCCGAAGCGGGUGCCGGUCCCCUUCCCUUGGGACCCACUUCCCAUGCGGGGAGGGGCAGAUAAUGUUGCUUAUUGGAGACAAAUUAAAAACAGAAACAACUAACGAUCA
Molecule: messenger RNA, 1315 nt
Organism: Herpailurus yagouaroundi (jaguarundi)
Lineage: Eukaryota; Metazoa; Chordata; Mammalia; Carnivora; Felidae
Product: NAD-dependent protein deacetylase sirtuin-2-like
Exons: 6
Coding region: 159-716 (185 amino acids)
Cellular component (GO): nucleus
Molecular function (GO): NAD+ binding; transcription factor binding; histone deacetylase activity, NAD-dependent
Source: RefSeq, a predicted model, not a curated record